AUGGAACCUCGAGCCCGAGCUGCCCGAUUAAAAGGUCAGCUCAAUUUUCCUGAAGACUUAAAGCAACUCCUCCACGCAUUCGGCGCUCCCUCCCCCCCCGGCUCCCCUCCGGACCAAGUACCAGAACCCUACCCGGAAACUCUCCGCGUCCUCGACGAGAUCCUCACCGACUUCAUCAUCGAAAUUUGCCAUACCGCCGUCGCGGUGGCGUCCUACUCCGGCCGACAGAAAUUGAAAGUCGAUGAUUUCCGAUUCGUGAUGAGGAAGGACCCGAUCAAGUUGGGUAGGAUGCAGCAGAUGUAUAUGACGGGAAAGGAUAUCAGUAAGGAUCGAAAGGCGUUUGAUGCGAUUGGGAUGGGUGGGGCGGGCGCUGCGGGAGGCAAGGUGGCGGUCGGGGCUUUGGUGGUUUUUGCUGAGAUGGGGGGUGAGGAGGGGACGGGUAGAGGGAAGGGCAGGGGCAGAGGCAGGAAGAGGAAGGUUGUCGAUCAGCCUGAUGGUGCGGGGGAUGGUGAUGGAGCUGGGGAGGAGGGGACGGCGGGCAAGAGGGCGAGGAGUGAUGCGGGAUGA
Endocarpon pusillum Z07020 is the source of this 567-nucleotide messenger RNA. RefSeq lists its product as uncharacterized. The transcript has 2 exons. The record is from RefSeq and is a predicted model, not a curated record. Gene Ontology annotation, cellular component: transcription factor TFIID complex. Gene Ontology annotation, biological process: transcription by RNA polymerase II; RNA polymerase II preinitiation complex assembly. Lineage: Eukaryota; Fungi; Ascomycota; Eurotiomycetes; Verrucariales; Verrucariaceae. Bases 1 to 567 code for a protein of 188 amino acids. Gene Ontology annotation, molecular function: protein heterodimerization activity.